Vitrella brassicaformis is the source of this 3473-nucleotide messenger RNA. The record is from the annotation of a GenBank genome assembly. NCBI's taxonomy places the organism in Eukaryota, Vitrellaceae.
GAAAGAAAGGAGCACAUGACCAUGAAGACCACGGGGAACCCUUUUGGGAACCUCUUUCGGCCGCGUAUGAAGACUCCCGAGGCGCCACCGCCCACCAAUGGCCCUCCGCCGCAGCAGGCGCCCGCAUUCACGCCAGACAUCGAUGUGCUGGACUCUCCGGCAGCCAUAGCCAUCGCCGCGGCGGCCAUCAACAGCAACAGCACCAGGCCGGCUGCCCCUGAGGUCGUGCCGGUGAGCGAGUCCAAGGGCGUGCCGAUGGUAGGGCAGGGCAGCGACAGGAUUGACGUCGCCACCAACAUGACGGGCGGUGUGGCCAUGACGGUGUCGACGAGCGAUGUCGACAUCCGGCAGCAGGCACAGGACAGCUCGGGGGUCAACUCGUCUGGUGCCUCGAGUGGGUUUGACUUUGGGAGGGGCAGCGAGGGCGAUGGGGGUUCGUAUCCGCUGCCGUCGAGCAGCAGCGAUGUGGCGGCGCCCAUCACUGCCGACAAUAUGGCCAACCUGGCGCUGUCGGCAUUCAACUCGAGCAAGAAGGUCGCACUCGACGACUUUGUCCUCCUCAAGGUCAUCGGCAAGGGCAGCUAUGGUAUGUAUUGUACGCUGGCUACGCUGGCUGAGAGGGGGGAGGAAGCUGAGCGAUGAGGCGAUGCGAUGCCUGUAUUGCUGUGUGGCUGUGUGUGACGUGUGUGUGGUGGUAGGUAAGGUGAUGUUGGUUCGGCACAAGACCGACGGCUGCAUCUAUGCGAUGAAGAUGCUGCGCAAGGAGAACAUCGUCAAGAGGAACCAAGUCGAACACACGAAGACCGAACGAAACGUCCUCGUAAGCAGUCGACACACGGCACACACAGGCAGGACAGGACAGGACAGGACAGGCACACACACCAACAUUUGCGCCUCGCCUCACCUCACUCUCUGGUGUGUGGUCGCUGGCUGGGCUGCAGGAGUAUAUAUCGCAUCCGUUCAUCGUGCGUCUGGUGUGCGCAUUCCAGACAGUCAAGAAGCUCUACUUCGUCCUCGAGUGAGCUGACUGAGCCCACAGCCAUGUGACCGGCGUCAUACCAUUGAUAUGUAUCUCCCCCUGUCUGUUGUGUUGGCUGUCUGUCUGCAUAUAUCUAGGUACUGCCCGGGCGGUGAGCUGUUCUUCCACCUGUCAAGGGCCGGGCGAUUCACAGAGCAGCGGUGAGUCUGACCAGACGUCACGUGUGGCCAGACAUUCAUCCAUACAUGUGAGGGCAUCCAUCCAUCUGUCUGUCGUGUCUGUCAGUGCUCGUUUCUAUUCGGCUGAGAUCAUCUUGGCCCUGGAGCACCUCCACAAGAUGGACAUCGUAUACAGAGAGUGAGUGAGCGACAGACACAGACGACACCACACGACACCCCAGGCCAACCAACCAACAACCACCAGACAGACGGCCAUGAAUGAAUCUCCCCUCCCUCCCUCUGUGUGUCUGUGUGUGGUGUGUGGUGUGCAGUUUGAAGCCCGAGAAUGUGUUGUUGGAUGAGGAGGGCCACAUACGGCUCACCGACUUUGGGCUCUCCAAGGAAGGCAUCCAGGGUAGGUGAGGUGUCACAGUCAUACGUACGUCACGGUCGCAUCAAUCCCUCCCUUCCCUGACUGAUCAGACAACACGUCUGCUCGAUCGCUGUGCGGCACGCCUGAGUACCUCGCCCCAGAGAUUUUGAACCAGACGGGCCACGGCAAGGCCGUCGACUGGUGGAGCCUCGGUACGUCAGCCAGUCAGACAGCGAGGAAGGGAGGGACGGGGGACGCGCGCAAACAGCCAACACUCUAUCUACACUACACCACUUGUAUUGUGUGCGCCGCCUGGUUGUCUGUCCUUCAGGUGCGUUGAUAUACGAGAUGCUGACUGGCCUGCCGCCCUUCUACACGCGCGACCGGGAAAAACUCUUCGAAAACAUCCGAGCGUGAGCGUCCAACCAACCACACACACACACACGGAACCAUAAUGGGGCCUGUGCCUUUUCUUCAGUGGCGAUUUGCGGUAUCCGUCGUUCAUAUCUCCGGUGGCCAAGUCUCUGCUGCAGGGGCUCUUCCAGCGAGACCCCAACCGCAGGCUGGGCGGGGGCAACACCGACGCGGAUGAAAUCAAAGUCAGCCAAACCCACCACCAAACCCAAACACCGAGGGAGCGAACCCAACUUACCCUCGGAUGUGCGGUGUGACGUGACGUGUCUGUCAUUGUGUUCAGUGUCACCCCUUCUAUGCGUCGGUGGAUUGGGAUGCGCUGCUGCAGCGCCGGAUCACCCCGCCCUUCAGGCCCUCACUCGCCUCCAAGACCGACGUCCAGUACUUCGACAAGGUAGCUAGCUUACACAGCUAGCUGGCAUUUGAUUGCACCCUUCCUGUCAUGGCGUGGGUGUGGUGUGCCCAUGGCUGGCUGGUUGGUUUGUUGCGAGCAGGAGUUUGUGUCGCUGCCGGUGAUCAACUCGGAGGUGCCCGACUCAGCCCUCAGUAAGGAAGGAACCAUGCCAGCCAAUGGCCAAUGAAUGAGACACCAGACGGUCCUGCUCUGCUCAUGCUGCGUUCGUCUCUGUCCUGUUGGUGGGUCGGUCGAUCAGCGCACGCGAUGCAGCAGGAUGACAACCACUUUGAAGGAUUCACAUACGACCCAAACCGACACAAGUGAGCUCUUUCUCUCACACACAGACGCCAGAAGCAGCCCUAUGUCCAUCCUGGACGACGCACGCGGUGCGUGUCUGUCUGGUGUCUGUCAGGUCGGAACUUCAUCAGGCCAUUGCGGAGGAGGGCUGAGAGAUGAGUGACUGAGUGAGCCGAGCGAGAGCUGUUCUGCCGCGAGAUGAUUGAUGCACUGCACGGGAUGGAGAGAGACGGCCUGCGAAGUCCAUUCACCCCCCUCCCCCGUUUUUCCAACGCCAGCCAUGUGUCCGUCCGUGUGGCCGAAAGGCACUGGUGCGUGAUUGCAUGUGCAUUAUGGUAUUUUUUGCGCCGACGCCCCUGUUUCUGUCUGCCUGUCUGUCUUGUUUCUUCUCCGUGCUGUGUUUGUAUUUAUGUAUCAUAAUACACCCUACCCUACAGGGCGGAUGGGCGGAGGGGAUGGGCGGCUCUGGGUGCAUUCAUUUCAUUCAUGUGUGUGUGUUUGUCUGUAUUUAUGUUGAGAGUGUUUGUAGAGUGGGGGGGAGGAUUGAGGCAUCCAUGUGUGCGUCUGGCGGAGAGGCAUCCAUCAUAGCGAGGAAAGGCCAGGAGCGUGAGGUUGCGCUACCUCGCUACUUUCUCUACCUCCUCCCGCCGCUUGCCUUUCCUCGCACUCAGCGAGGGACAUCGACCACUGACAGGGUUCAUGCACGUGAGAGCGAGUGUCUGGGCAUUUUUCGCAUCCAUCGGGUGCGUAUGCGUGUAUGUCGUCAGUUAGGGAGGGAGGGAGGAGACAGACCUGUGUGUCCAUCCAUACAUCUAUCCAUCCAUCGACCCAUCACACGCAGCUGCGUCGAUAAAC